AUGGAAUACCUUGGUUCGUUGGGAAAGUUGGUGGCGUCUAACAGAUGUGAGGGGCUGCUAGAAACAGGUUGUAUUCAAUGGAACUGGUCUGCUAAUCUGGUAGAUAGUGAGGUGGUUUCGGAGUUUAAUUUAUGCAGCAAUAUGAUUCAAAAUGUGGCGCUUUCUCAGAGGGAGGAUUCGUGGAAAUGGCUUGGAGAUAAUACGGGUUCUUUCACAGUUAAGUCGGUGAAGAAGAUGAUAACGAAAGAUAGAAUCCGGAUGAAAAGGGCGUUAAUGAAAAGAAACAUUCACGUGGGUAAUAUGGAUUGUGUUCUUUGUGGCGAUUGGGAGGAAAAUGUCGAAAAUUUGUUUACAGGAUGCAGAGUUUCGACGGGAGUUUGGCAAGAGAUACCGGCGUGGUGCAAAAUUCGGACGGUGUUUGCCUUCACAGUUAGUGAUUUGUUCGACUUUCAAAACAGUUGCGCGGCUUCGACGACCACGAGGAAGGAAGCCAUCCGAGGAGUUUUUAUUAUAACGUGUUGGUGGAUUUGGCGUACAAGAAACCAAAGUUUGUUCGAGCAUAAGAGUUUCAAGGUGGCGGAUAUUGUGGCGAAUAUCAAGACAACGAGUUUUCUUUGGUUUAAACAUAGGCAAAACGAAGUGGUUGUGGACUGGAAUGAUUGGUGUAAUUUUUGCUUUUUGAUGUAA
Messenger RNA from Helianthus annuus (common sunflower), 687 nucleotides. RefSeq lists its product as uncharacterized. The transcript has 3 exons. The record is from RefSeq and is a predicted model, not a curated record. Lineage: Eukaryota; Viridiplantae; Streptophyta; Magnoliopsida; Asterales; Asteraceae. Bases 1 to 687 code for a protein of 228 amino acids.